Odontomachus brunneus is the source of this 863-nucleotide messenger RNA. Its product is annotated as U3 small nucleolar ribonucleoprotein protein IMP3. The record is from RefSeq and is a predicted model, not a curated record. NCBI's taxonomy places the organism in Eukaryota, Metazoa, Arthropoda, Insecta, Hymenoptera, Formicidae. Gene Ontology annotation, cellular component: small-subunit processome; small ribosomal subunit; Mpp10 complex. The transcript is spliced from 4 exons. Gene Ontology annotation, biological process: rRNA processing. Bases 194 to 742 code for a protein of 182 amino acids. Gene Ontology annotation, molecular function: structural constituent of ribosome; rRNA binding; snoRNA binding.
CGUGUGCCGCUGGUUUUACAUCAUGCACAGCCAUACUGUACACUUUCCUAACUAAUACAGUCAGUGCAGCUACAUACCUAGUGCAAAGAACAUACCUAUAGUAAAUGUGAUAAAUUUUGGCUUCUAUUGUGUGCAAAAUUUAGUUUAAUAGAAGUCAAUUUGUGAAACGCUUUUUUAUAAGUAAUCUAUUACAAUGGUACGAAAAUUAAAGUAUCACGAGCAAAAGCUGUUAAAGAAAGUAGAUUUUAUAUCUUGGUCAGCUGACAAUAACCUUCACGAAGUUAAGAUCUUAAAACGAUAUUGUAUUCAGAGAAGAGCUGAUUAUACUAUAUACAACAAAUUGUCACGCGAGAUACGUGAGUUGGGUAGAAAAAUAAAAGAAAUAGAUCCUGAUCAUCCUUUUCGUAUAGAACAGAGUGCUUUAUUAUUGGAGAAGCUAUACAUGCUAGGUUUAAUCUCUACAAAGUGGGACUUGUCUCAAACUCAGAAAGUAACUGCCAGUUCAUUUUGCAGACGAAGAUUACCAGUAGUUAUGGUACGGAAUAAAAUGAGUCAAACGAUAAAAAUGGCAACUAAGUUUAUAGAACAAGGCCAUGUUAGAGUUGGUGUAGAAGUAGUAAAGGAUCCUGCUUUUCUAGUAACAAGAAACUUAGAAGAUUUUGUGACAUGGGUAGAUACAUCUGCUAUUAGAAAACAUGUACUGGAAUAUAACAAUGAAAGAGAUGAUUUUGAUAUGGUAUAAAUCUGUGAUAUAAAUACUGAACUUAUCUUGAACUAUCUAUUUAAGAAAAAUUAUAAUUAAAGAAACAAUUUGUAACAUAUUAAGAGUAAAAUUUCUAAUGAAAAAUUUUUCUAUUAUUAUA